Raphanus sativus (radish) is the source of this 1296-nucleotide messenger RNA. RefSeq names its product chaperone protein dnaJ 3-like. Lineage: Eukaryota; Viridiplantae; Streptophyta; Magnoliopsida; Brassicales; Brassicaceae. Gene Ontology annotation, biological process: protein refolding. Gene Ontology annotation, cellular component: cytosol; cytoplasm. The transcript has 4 exons. Gene Ontology annotation, molecular function: Hsp70 protein binding. The coding region runs from base 640 to 1236 and encodes 198 amino acids. The record is from RefSeq and is a predicted model, not a curated record.
UUGUACCAAUCGAGGCCUAAAAGGAGAAUAAGAACCACAUAUAUCAUGUCCACGUCAUCAAUUUAACUCAACCAAUCACAUUAGAAUGUUUUGACACUGUCACCUUGGCUUCCUGGUUUUCUUGGACGAGAGUGGAGAAAUUGGCGAUUGGAUUUCUCAACGGAAAUAGUUUCAUCGCCACCACCCCGUUAAUCCAUCUCUGCGCCAUGAAUUCUUUUUAAUGGGUUCGUUUUGCCUUCCUGUGUCUCCUCCUAUUUAUAUCGAAAGGAUUCAAUACUCUCAAAAAUCUCAAGAACGAUGAAUUCCAACAGCAAGACCUUUGGUUCCGGCGAUCUUACCUCCGCGAAGUUGAUCAACUCCGCCGGUGAGCCUGUGAAUCGUUCCUCUGAAACCGCCGAUUCCUCUGUCGUAGCUAGGCCAAAAAGAGACAUAACUGGUGACUCCUCCGCCAACGCUGUCGCCGGUGUUGUGGGAAAACCAUUUAGAUUUUAUUAAUGUGGAAUCAAGAACCAUCCCGACAAGGGUGGAGAUCCUAAGCAGCAAUCAAGAACCAUCCCGACAAGGGUGGAGAUCCUGAGAAGUUCAAAGAGCUAGCACAGGCGUAUGAAGUUCUGAGCGACCCAGAGAAGAGAGAGAUAUAUGAUGAGUACGGAGAGGAUGCACUCAAGGAAGGAAUGGGUGGUGGAGGAGGUGGGCAUGAUCCUUUUGAUAUCUUCUCAUCCUUCGUUGGCGGUGGCAGCCCCUUUGGAGGUUGGAGGUGGUAGCAGCAGAGGAGGAGGGAGGAUGCAGAGGCGUGGUGAAGAUGUUGUUCAUCUUUUGAAGGUUUCCCUUGAGGAUCUCUACCUUGGUACUACCAAGAAGCUCUCUCUUUCUAGAAACACUCCCUGCUCCAAGUGCAACGGUGUUUGUCAUUCAGCAGAAAGAGCACCCAAAGUUCAAGAGAAAAGGAGAAGACCUCUUUGUAGAACACACACUCUCUCUCUCACCGAAGCUCUAUGUGGCUUUUCCUUCGUCCUCACCCACUUGGAUGGCAGAAAUCUUCUCAUCAAAUCUUAUCCCGGGGACGUCGUUAAACCUGAUUCAUACAAGGCAAUAAGCGAUGAAGGGAUGCCGAUAUACCAGAGGCCAUUCAUGAAGGGUAAGCUCUACAUCCACUUCACGGUGGAUUUCCCGGACUCGCUAAGCCCUGACCAGACCAAAUCAUUUGUAUCUUCAGUUUGGUUUUCAACGUUUUAAGGUUGUAAUAUUGCUUUGGCUUGGAUGAUCUCAUGUUUCUUUCUCAUGUCUUUCACUGUC